AUGUUAAAGGUGUAUCAUCAGUACAGUAAGAUUAUAGAUUUUAAAAAUCUACCUAGUCCUGAAGGCGUGUGGACAUUACAAGAUGUUGUUGGAGAGGGGACAUAUGGAGAAGUCUACUUGGCUAAAAACAAUGAUACAGGCCAAGAAGUAGCAGUAAAGAUUUUAGAAUCUAUACAUGAAGUGGUGGAGGAAAUAGAAGAAGAGUAUUUAGUUUUCCGAGAUUUAAGUCAUCAUCCCAAUAUUCCUGAUUUCUUUGGUUUGUAUCUGAAGACUCUAGACCUUGGUGAAGAUCAGCUAUGGAUGGUUAUGGAGUUAUGUGGUGGUGGGUCUGUCACAGACUUAUCAAGGGCAUUAAGGAAAGAGGGAUCUAAAUUAGAGGAAAAAAUCAUAGCAUAUAUUCUUCAAGAAACAUUAGUGGCACUGAAAUACCUCCAUGAUAAUAAUGUAAUGCACAGAGAUGUAAAAGGCAAUAAUAUAUUAUUAACUACAGCAGGGCAGGUUAAAUUACUAGAUUUUGGUGUGUCUGGGCAUUUAGAAGAAAAAUUAGGUCGAAGAAAAACUCAUGUUGGAACUCCGUAUUGGAUGGCACCAGAGGUCAUAGCAUGUGAAAACCAAUUGGAAUAUAAUUAUGAUGUGAGGUGUGAUAUUUGGUCACUAGGUAUCACUGCUAUAGAAUUAGCAGACGGUCACCCACCCUUGUCAGAUUUCGAUCCUAGAAGAGCUCUAUUCAAAAUCCCAAGAAACCCUCCACCAACAGUUAAAACUCCGACAGAAUGGUCUGAAAACUUUUUAGAUUUUAUAAAAAAAUGUUUGAUUAAAGACUUUGAAAAGAGACCAUUUACAGAAGAGUUGUUACAGCAUAGAUUUAUAACCCAGCUUAUUGAUGAAGAUAUUCCUUCUAUUAAAGAAAAAUUGAAAACAUUUACCUCAAAAAUGGAGAGGACAGUUACAGCACCUGAUGUCACUACUAAACAUGGUCAAUUUAAAUCAGGUUGUAAAGCACAGAAAGAGGUCAAGAUAUCCUCAGACUUGGCUAAAUUAGAAAACUUGGAUGAGGAAACUAUUGUAUCUCAACUAUUAACAAGAUAUAUCCAAGAUCAAGUUUAUACUUAUAUUGGUGAUAUUUUGUUAGCCUUAAAUCCUUUUACACCUAUACCAAUUUAUACAGAAGAGUAUUCUAAAAUGUAUAUGAAUGCCAGUAAAGAUGAUAACCCACCUCAUAUAUUUGCUGUGGCAGAUGAAUCAUAUCAAUUAAUGAUGCAUAAUAAAAAUAAUCAGUGUAUAGUUAUCAGUGGUGAAUCAGGGGCUGGUAAAACAGAAAGUGCUAAUUUAUUGGUUCAACAACUGACGCAGUUGGGAAAAGCACCUAAUAGAACAUUAGAAGAGAGAAUAUUACAAGUCAAUCCUCUUAUGGAAGCAUUUGGUAAUGCUAAAACAGUUAUUAAUGACAAUUCCAGUCGAUUUGGGAAAUAUCUAGAAAUGUUUUUUACUCCUACGGGAACUAUAAUAGGAGCUAAAAUAACAGAAUAUUUAUUAGAGAAAUCAAGAGUCAUAUAUCAAGCCAAAGGAGAGGAGAAUUUUCAUAUAUUUUAUUAUAUACAUGAUGGUUUAGUAUCAGGAGAUGACAGUGAUUCUUAUUUUCUUGGUGAUUCCAAACAUUAUAGAUAUAUCAAUGAACAUACCAAUAAACCACCAGAUAUCUCAUCUCUUUCUGGUAAUAGAGUCAAAUUUAAAGCUAUACAGCACUGUUUUAAAAUUAUUGGUUUUCAACCAGAGGAAGUAAAAGAUGUAUACAGUAUAUUAGCUGCUAUAUUACACAUUGGUAAUAUAGUUUUCACUGGCAAAGAGUUAAAUGGUGAAGAUAAGUGUAUUAUAGAUGAUGACAAAUUAAUAUUUACAGUAUCUAGAUUAUUGGGUAUAGAUAAAGGUGAAUUAACAGAAACACUUACUACAACUGGUAUGGUAGCUAAAGGAGAGAUUAUAAUACGUAAUAACACUGUACAGGAGGCUAUCAAUACUAGAGAUGCUAUGGCAAAGGCUUUAUAUGGUCGACUUUUUAGUUGGAUUGUCAAUCGUAUUAGUUCCUUGUUAAAACCUGGCAAAUCAUUAUCAGAAGAAAAUGACGGGCCAGUCAUAGGAUUAUUAGAUAUUUUUGGUUUUGAAAACUUUGAGAAGAAUUCAUUUGAACAAGUGUGUAUUAAUAUAGCAAAUGAACAAAUUCAGUAUUAUUUUAAUCAGCAUAUUUUUGCCUGGGAAAUGCAAGAGUAUAGUAAUGAAGGAAUAGAUGGAAGUGAUAUUAAUUAUGUUGAUAAUAGAGAUAUAUUAGACAUGUUUCUAAUGAAGCCACUUGGUUUACUGGCUUUACUAGAUGAAGAGAGUCAUUUUCCUAAAGCUACAGAUCAGACAUUAGUUGAUAAAUUUCAUCAUAAUAUUAAAUCAAGUGUAUACAGCAGACCAAAAGCUGAUAACUUGACAUUCUGUAUUGAACACUAUGCUGGCAGGGUGGAAUAUGAUGCUACAGGUUUUCUGGAGAAGAAUCGUGACCGUCUGUCAGUUGAAGUUGUUAAUAUAUUACGUACAGCAGAUAAUAGUGUAGUAAAACCUUUAUUUCUUACACCUCUUUCUAAAACAGGUAAUAAAAUACACUACCUUCACCUGUUGGAAAUGGUGGUAUUAUGGUACAGAGUUUUAAUUCUAGAAACACUACUAGUCUUGGUGGCACAUGCAACUGGAUCAGCUAGUAUGACAAGAAUCCAACAAACUGUAGCCACAUAUUUCAGAUAUUCUCUGAUGGAUUUACUGGCAAAAAUGGUCACUGGUUCACCUCAUUUUGUCAGAUGUUUAAAACCAAAUGAUGUGAAAGAUCCUGGCCAUUUUGAUUCAACAAAGGUUUUAACCCAGUUACGUUAUACAGGUGUAUUAGAGACAACUAAAAUCAGACGUCAGGGCUAUUCACACAGAGUUCUCUUUAAUGAUUUUAUUAAAAGAUAUCAUAUGUUAGGGUUUAAUUGGAAUGAAGCUCCAUCUGGAAAUAAAGAAUCCUGUAAAAUUCUAUUAGAAAGGCUUGGUCUGGAAAAUUGGGCUUUAGGAAAAACCAAGGUGUUUUUAAAAUAUUACCAUUCAGAACAGUUAACUAGAUUGUUUGAAGACAGGAACCAUAAGAUUAUCACAAUUCAAUCCCAUGUUAGAACCUUUCUAGCCAGGAAUAGAUUUUAUAAGUUAAGAUGGAGUAGAGAAAAAGCUGCCUUACAAAUCCAAACAUUUUUCCGAGGGUAUUUAGUUCGUAAAGAUACUAAGCCACAAAUUGCUCAAAGACGCAAAGCUUCCAUAGCAAUCCAAUCAGCAUUCAGAGGUCACAUGACCCGUAAACAAGCCAGAAAAUCUAGAAUGAAUGAAGAUGAUAGUGCUAGAAAGAUUCAGAGAAGUAAGUUUAUGAGAGUUUUAUGUGACAGUUUAAUACUGUGA
This is a messenger RNA of Lottia gigantea (owl limpet), 3465 nucleotides long. RefSeq lists its product as hypothetical. Gene Ontology annotation, cellular component: myosin complex. The transcript has 27 exons. Gene Ontology annotation, biological process: protein phosphorylation. Bases 1 to 3465 code for a protein of 1154 amino acids. The record is from RefSeq and is a predicted model, not a curated record. Gene Ontology annotation, molecular function: cytoskeletal motor activity; ATP binding; protein binding. Lineage: Eukaryota; Metazoa; Mollusca; Gastropoda; Lottiidae.